GUCUGUCGGCUGUCAGUUGGGGUCGGAGAGAAGCGCAAGAUGUCAGGCGUCUAAACCUCGGAACAUACGGGACAAACUGGGCUUUUAAAUCACACUGGACCGCCCUGAAAUGAAGUCUGGUGAUAACAACCAGACGGAGGAAGUUAAAGGAGCCAUGUUGACCAAGAGAGUCCGGUCGGAGUACAUGAAGAAGUUCAGGGAUCCUAAGUGGGAGACGUUUUCCAAAUGUUACGAGGACUCAGUGAAGUACCGCCUGACCCGGAGAGUCAUGGAGCAUUCCCACAAGUCCUGGUUCUUUGAGGGCUGGGACAACAGCUCCGAGUCCAGCGGCUGGUCCACGCCCAGGCCCAGCAGGAACAGAAUCGCCCCUCUGUCCCUCCCAAAGCAGAAGAUAUCCAGUCCUGGGACACAACUGCCGUCUGAGGACAGGGAGACGGAGGGGGGCGGCGGGGAGACGGUCGUUGACGCUGCUCCAGCUACAGCAGCGGUUGUAGUAAACGGUGUGAAUGGAUCCAGCUCGUUGUCUCCAGACACCAGCGGCCCCUCAGAGGUGGAGUCCCCGUCAGACCCCGGCCCCGCUGACACCACCUCUUCUGACGGGGAGCCGGUCCUCCCGCCGCCCAGGAGACGCCUCCGCCGCCGAACCCCCCGCUCAGAGACCCCCCACCGGGACAGCUCCCUGGAGGAGAAGCCCGCCGUGCUCAGGAAACCCCCGAGAGCCAAGAGCACCCCGGCCCUCUGCAGCAAGGAGAGCCUGAGAGCGUCCGGAAGACUGGACUGGAGCGAGAGACAGGGGGAGGAACGUAGGGCGAGGAACAACAGCCGCACGUCUGACGCCUGCGUACAGACCACCCGGCGGGCGUCCGAUAAGAAGAACUCGAACCCUGAGCGGCGCCGCGCUCGAUCCGCCGACCUGGAGAAGACGAGGCGCUCGCAGCUGAGCGUGGCGGGCGACCGCUGGGUGACGGAGUACAUGCGCUGCUUCUCCGCCCGGCUCAGGUAGAAAAGAAGACUCUGAAAACCACGUUCCCUUUCUGAAGAGCAAACAUCAGACUCUCUGAGCACCAUGAGGUCUCAGUGCAGAGGAGUCACUGAGAGAGAAGCUCUGCUGUCAGGGGGAACACACUGAAUUUAGACUGUCAUUUCUUCGUUAAACACUCACACUCUGAAUCUACGGUAUAUUCAAGAUUCAAGGCUUUUAUUCUCAUGUGAGCUGCAGUGUAGAUAUGACAAUGAAACUCUGAGGUCACAGGCUCCUCCUACAGAGCAACACAAUAACACAGAUACAAUAGUGCAAGUAAAUAACAACAUUGAAUAUAGUAGAAAUAGUGCAGAAUAGUCUAUAAGUCAUUGGAAUAUUGAUAUAUAUGAGUUGCAAACAGAUGGAUGUUCUUUCAUCGGUAAACACUCACACAAUCUGAAUCUACGGUAUAUAUUGUCCUUUACUUGCAGGUUGUGUAAUCUUAAAUCUAAAAGACAUUGAACAAACUAUGAAACAUGACGGGCACUAGAGAGUACACUCUUUGGAGUGGGGUUUAGACAUGAAGUGAAUCCACAUUGACAUUAAGUACGGCUCACAUAAGAGACAUUUAUAUUAGGGCUGUGCGAUUAUGGCAAAAAUCAUAAUCACGAUUAUUUUGGUCAAUAAUUGAUAUCACGAUUAUUAAAUACGAUUAUUCAUUAACUUUGAAAACAUCCAUUUAUUGAACUUUAAAACAAAUACAAAUAAUCAUUUCAACAGUAUGUUUCUAACUGCUAAUCACCCUGAACGUAUAAUUCAACUGAAAAACCAAUACAAAAAUAAAUUAUACAUUUAUAUAUACAUUUAAAUAAAUAUCAAAAUAAUAUAUACCAAUAUAUAUUUUGGAGCGCACUUCCACAAGAUACUACAUAUAUAUAAAUAUGAUAAAUACAAAUAAAUUAGAUCAAAUAUGUUCACAACCUAGCAAAGCUAAAUAAUUGUUUUUUUCGAUUGUGUUGUUUUCGUAAUUGUGGCAGGCCAACAUCGUAAUUGCGAUUAAAAUGUGAUUAAUUGCUCAGCCCUAAUUUAUAUAAUACAACAUUUUUAUAUAAUACAAAAAAAAAUGUUUUUACCAAAUACCUCCAUUUUGGGAUGAAUAAUGUAGACUCGUCACGCUUUCAGAAAAAGGUCACAUAAGAAUUUUGAUAAAUAAUCAUCUUUAAAGUGGAAGUAAAGGCGAAUAAGAGAACUGCCAGAACAGCUGGGUUGAAUUAAGAAAAAAACUGUAACUCUUUCUUAAAAGACACAAUACAAUAAUACGAUAUCAGAAAUGUAAUUCUAUCUACUCUCCUAUCACGGUAUUGUUAAAAUGUGUCCUAAAAACACUACAGCUCCACUACAACCUCUUUCCGCUUCUUUAAACAUCUUUAAACUAUGUAUUUUAAUUACUAAGUCAAUAUUUCCUAAAUGAAAUGCACUCUAUAGAUAGUUUGCGGUAGUAUGCCCUCUGCUGUCCCCUCCCUGUCAUGUUUACAGGACUCACUGAUAAACCCUGGGCUGAGUCUUGACUGUUCUACUUAAAAUGUCCUUAUUUAUGAUUCAUUGGAAGAAAAAGUCUUUAAAUGUGUGUGUGUUUCACCUGGCAGCCGUGAAACAACCUGAACUGAUGGACUGAAGGAUAUGUUGCUGUAGACGCUGUUUGAUAAUGAGCAAACAUCAGAGAAUUCAUGAUUUACAAGCUUUCUUUAAAGAAAUCACGGAUCACCGUUUGAAUGUAUUUAUUUAUGAGCACGCAUGUCUCCGCUGUUCUCUCGCAGUGUGUGUGUGUGUGUGUGUGUGUGUGUGUGUGUGUGUGUGUGUGUGUGUGUGUGUGUGUGUGUGUGUGUGUGUGUGUGUGUGUGUGUGUGUGUGUGUGUGUGUGUGUGUGUGUGUGUGUGUGUGUGUGUGUGUGUGUGUGUGUGUGUGUGUGUGUGUGUGUGUGUGUGUUUUAAACUCUUAAGGCAGCAGAAACGGACCAAACUAAAGUAUUUUUUAUAUUUGACUAUUUUGGAUCUCAAGUGUAGAUUAGGAUAAACUACAUAGAAACAAGAUUUUAUCAAAUAGAAUAUUAAAAGUAUUUUCUGAGGAGAAACUAGAUUCAAGAUGCGCUGCCUUUAUUAUAACCUCUUGUUUAAAUGUGUUUCUCUUCAUUAAGAUUUAAAUUAGGAAUAAUGGUGCUUUCUCUUUUACGGCAGAGACAAAACCUAACCCUCUUCAUUCAAUAAAGAUUAAAUAUAUCGUAUAGAUUAAAUUAUGAGGUAUUAGCUCAACUUCUUGUGGGUGAUGAUGCAAAAAUAAACACUUAAUUCAAUUUAUUUUACUUUAGUCAACAUUUUACAUCAUAAAUAUGUAAGAAUAAUAACAAUGCCACUAUAAUAUAAUGUCAUAAAUAAUAAAUACACGUAAUAAACAAGUCGUAAAGGCACUAUGUCCAACUAAAACUGUAGUUAUUCAUUCAUCCCUUUCUUUAAAAAAGAGACACACACUCAGACACACACACACA
This is a messenger RNA of Gymnodraco acuticeps, 3503 nucleotides long. RefSeq names its product centriole, cilia and spindle-associated protein a (gene ccsapa). The transcript is spliced from 4 exons. The coding region runs from base 110 to 1003 and encodes 297 amino acids. Lineage: Eukaryota; Metazoa; Chordata; Actinopteri; Perciformes; Bathydraconidae. The record is from RefSeq and is a predicted model, not a curated record. Gene Ontology annotation, molecular function: microtubule binding. Gene Ontology annotation, cellular component: ciliary transition zone; ciliary basal body; cytoskeleton. Gene Ontology annotation, biological process: regulation of mitotic spindle assembly.